Molecule: messenger RNA, 1039 nt
Organism: Acipenser ruthenus (sterlet)
Lineage: Eukaryota; Metazoa; Chordata; Actinopteri; Acipenseriformes; Acipenseridae
Product: transcription factor Ovo-like 2
Exons: 5
Coding region: 219-980 (253 amino acids)
Biological process (GO): epidermal cell differentiation; regulation of transcription by RNA polymerase II
Cellular component (GO): nucleus
Molecular function (GO): RNA polymerase II cis-regulatory region sequence-specific DNA binding; DNA-binding transcription factor activity, RNA polymerase II-specific
Source: RefSeq, a predicted model, not a curated record
CUGAACAAGUUUCGGCUCUUAAAGUCAAAAUAGUAUUAGCAUUUUCAGCACUUCUGUUCACUGAACAAUCCCUGCUACAGUUAAUAUAUAUGCUCUUUACAAUCGGGCCUCAAGGAUGGGUUGGGACAUAAUGUGCUCCAACCGGUAGAACAGAAGCGAAACGUUGCCGAACGGAGAAGGUAAAACCCGUGCAAAGGUGAGAUCAAAUCCGCUUCAUCAUGCCCCGUGCGUUCCUUGUAAAGAGAAACAAUUCCUUCCCUACCCUAAAGAACUGGGAUGAACUACGAGACGAGGAUCGAGCAGAUACCUAUAUUCCAGUGACUAGUUGUUUAGUCCAGUGCUUCACAGAGGAAGACAAGAAGUCAGUGCUUGAAGUAACUGCUGUUGAGACCACAGCAAACCAAGACAAGCCUGUCCCCUGUCACACAGAAUCAGUGCUGAAGAACACAGAUGAACCGAUGAGAUAUGAAAUAAAACACACCACUACCAGGACCAAAAUCAAGUUCACAACAGGCUCCUGCAGUACUGAAGAGCCGUUCACAUGCACUGUGUGCAGUAAAGCAUUCCACAGCCAGCGCAUGCUCAACCGCCACCACAAGUGCCACCGCCUGGUGAAGAGCCACCUGUGCACCUUCUGUGGGAAAGGAUUCAACGACACCUUCGAUCUCAAGAGGCACAUCAGAAUCCACACAGGCAUCCGUCCUUAUAAGUGUGACAUCUGCAGUAAGGCUUUCACACAGCGCUGCUCAUUAGAGUCGCAUCUCCGAAAGAUCCACGGGGUGGAGCAGAGCUUCACCCACAAGCAGCGUCGGGACAAGCUGUACGUCUGUGAGGACUGUGGGUACACAGGCGAGAGUCACGAGGCCCUCUACCUGCACCUGAAGGACAAGCAUCCCGCCAACGCUCUGCUGCAGAAGACUUCUAAAAAACUGUCUGUCGCUCUGCAGAGCAACUCUGAAAUCAGCAACAAUGAGGACUGAUAGAGGAUGCCAUUCCAUAUCACAUCUGUAAUAAAUUGAAUUUUUUUUUUUUCUAUAAA